Octodon degus (degu) is the source of this 1232-nucleotide messenger RNA. It is a transcript of the gene Sumo1, whose product is annotated as small ubiquitin-like modifier 1. Gene Ontology annotation, biological process: protein sumoylation. Gene Ontology annotation, molecular function: protein tag activity; ubiquitin-like protein ligase binding. The record is from RefSeq and is a predicted model, not a curated record. Gene Ontology annotation, cellular component: nucleus; PML body. The coding region runs from base 149 to 454 and encodes 101 amino acids. The transcript is spliced from 5 exons. Lineage: Eukaryota; Metazoa; Chordata; Mammalia; Rodentia; Octodontidae.
GAAGUGACGCGAGGCGUAGCGGAAGUCGCUUCCUCUGUAGUGUUGUGCUGUGAGGUAGGUAGACGGGAUUGUAAACGCCGGAGCGAGAGAGGUUUUUGCCGCCCCGAGGCCGCUGCUGUGCGGAGACCCGGGGGAAGCCACCAUCGCCAUGUCUGAUCAGGAGGCAAAACCAUCAACUGAGGACUUGGGGGAUAAGAAGGAAGGCGAAUACAUUAAACUCAAAGUCAUUGGACAGGAUAGCAGUGAGAUUCACUUCAAAGUGAAAAUGACAACACAUCUCAAGAAACUCAAAGAAUCAUACUGUCAAAGACAGGGCGUUCCAAUGAAUUCACUCAGGUUUCUCUUUGAAGGUCAGAGAAUUGCUGAUAAUCAUACUCCAAAAGAAUUGGGAAUGGAGGAAGAAGAUGUGAUUGAAGUUUAUCAGGAACAAACAGGGGGUCAUUCAACGAUUUAGAUAUUCUUUUUAUUCUUUUUCUUUUCCCUCAAUCCUUUUUUAUUUUUAAAAAAUAGUUCUUUUGUAAUGUGGUGUUCAAAAUGGAAAUGAAAACUGGCAUCCCAUCUCUUUAAAACAUCCAGUAAUUUGAAUUCUAGUGCUCAUUAUUCAUUGUUUUCGUCGUGCUGAUUUUUUGGUGAUCAAACCUCAGUUUUCUUCACAUUGUCUUCUGCAUUUUAAAAAUUACAUGUGUGCACAGAGAGGCUGCAGAUUUCAGGACUGUGCAUUUUCAGGCUUGUGAUCGUAAGGUCGACCCGUGCGAUUGUUCCUGGUGGCCCUGAAGUUCGUGGCUUUUCAGGUGGCCCUGAAGUUCAAGCUUGUGAUUGCUUCACUCCUGGACUAUAACUUUCAGUGGGAGGUAGAAGUUUUUCAGAGAACUGAACUGUGGAAAAAUGACCUUUCCUUAACUUAAAGCUUAAAAUCUGAGGGUCUGGACCAAAAAGAAGAGAAACAUGAGCUUUCAUGUCCAGAUAAUAGACAUGGUGAGAGAUUGAUCAACUCCAAGGGUAGCUUCACUGAAGAGAAAGCAGUUUUAAGAUUUAAAAAAAUCUUGUCAGAAGAUCCCAGAAAAGUUAAUUUUCAUUCAAAAUUAAUAAAGUUACUCACGCAGAUGUAUGUAUAAUAGAACACUGCUCCUUUUGAUUUUGUUUGUACUUUCUGGCCUGGGAUAUGGGUUUUAAAUGGACAUGUGUGUACCAGCUUCAUUAAAAUAAACAAUAUUUGUAAAAACUGUAUUAAU